AUGGCCCAGUCAGAUGGGACUCCGCCGGUGUUUGUUGUUGGCCAGCAUGAAUCCGAGAGGAAGCUGUGCAUCACCAAUGAAAUAUCUCAAUUGGCUCAUGAUGGUGGCUAUGACAUGCUUACCACACCAAUAACGACACCGCACUUCCAAUCGCGUGUUCUUUCUCUACUGUCUGGUCACCUUUCUGAGCUACAACAACCCGUUCAGGACCCAACUGGCACAUACUUCACCUCUCGUAACACUUCACAUCUUAAAAUCCCCUCAUUUGCAAUGGCGGAUACAAAUCUACGACCCGAUGGAACCAAUAAUUAUGUGGUUGCUGUAUCAAGUCGAUGGAUAGAUAUGUGCUCCCCAGAUCCGCUGAUUGCUGAUAUAUCUCGCCAAGUUCUUUUGUUGGAACUGGCCUAUGCUGCAUUUUGUGGUGUUCAUCAUGCUAUCAUCCCCGGGCCGAAGCUCCACCAUGGGAAUUUGCACGGGGAGGGGUUGAUAUACUAUGCGCGAGCAAUCCAAGAAGCUUUGUCUACCGCGCCAUAUAUUCGAGUAAAUAUAUGGCUACCUGUGGUCGAUAACCCUGGUUUGGAAACAAAUCAAAUGGGAGACCUUUCUCCAUUUGCAAGACGUGAAUAUUUGAGUAACUCGUUGACUGAAGCAUCCCCACAACUGGAUAUGUUUGGGACGUGGAAUGCAUGGAACAUUAUUAGGAAAGUUUGUAAAUAUCACACAAGACUCACAGUAGCUCUAUCAUUACCUCGCCAGCUGCCUCCAUCAACUGUGCAGUCAAGGUGGUUAUCAGAACCUGUCCGCAUUCUUACUUUGGGGGGCACAUCGUUUGUGAAGAACCCCAAAAAUUUUCCCGUCCUUAGCAAGGCACAUCAAUCAUACAUAUUCCGUGCAAUGAGAGGCAUCCCUCCAUGGAUUUUUCUUUGUGAUGUCGGCCCAAUUCCUGGACUGGAGAAGAUAGAUGGUUAUUCCCCAACCCCCGCAGAGGCAGCUCAGUCUCCCAGGAAGAAAGAGGAUAUAACGCCCCAUUUAUCAUACAUACGAAAUCUAGAGAAGAAGCAACCACUGUGGUCUCGUGUAGAGAACUUUACUCUUGGCUAUCAAGACUAUCUACAAGCUCCACUGCAGCCUCUCACAGUCAAUCUCGAAAGCGUGACUUACGAAGUUUUUGAAACAGAUCCAGUUAAAUAUGAAUGGUACGAGCGAGCAAUCACUAAAGCUCUAAAAGACUGGAAACUGGAAAAGAAGCCAACUUCGGACCCUAAUGGCCGAGUAGUAUUAGCUGUGGUUGGUGCUGGGCGCGGGCCUUUGGUUUCUAGGGCAAUCCGUGCUAGCGUUGAAGCUGGUGUUGAUAUAGAAUUAUGGGCCUUGGAGAAGAACCAGAAUGCAUUUGUUCAUCUCCAGAGACAGAAUGAAGCAGUAUGGGGCGGGAGUGUGACACUAGUGCAUUCUGAUAUGAGAAGCUGGAAAGGACCAGCCCGCCAGGCGAAAGCCGAAGAUGCGGGAGUUGAAAGUAGCAAGCUUUCUACUGUAUACUACCCUAUCGACAUCAUUGUUUCGGAACUUCUUGGUUCCUUUGGUGAUAAUGAACUGUCACCGGAAUGCCUUGAUGGUGUUGAACAUCUUCUAAACCCGACUCACGGAAUCUCCAUUCCCACUUCAUACUCAUCACACAUCACCCCGAUUUCAUCGCCACGUCUCUUUGCGGAUAUUCAAAGUCAGGUCAAAUCUAAUCCAGCCGCUCCAGAGACUCCAUACGUCGUUAUGCUACAUGCAUUCGACUAUCUAUCUAUUACUGCCUCUAUAAAUCCCAUCCUGGGUAGUGCAUCUUCUAGCACAGCGGCGUUAACCUCAACCUCAACUCCCUCUACAACACCGCCUCCCAUGAAAGAAUCGGACACUCCCAUCGUUCUAACAGCUUGGUCUUUCUCGCACCCGAACCCUAACAUACCGGAGGAAUCUAAAUCAUUAGCUAGGCCUUCAAAUUCCCACAACACACGACAAACUAGACUUACGUUCCCGUGCAGCGAGGGCGGAACAUGUCAUGGCCUGGCAGGAUAUUUCGAAACCGUUUUAUAUGGGGACGUUGAGCUAUCGACUAACCCCCUGACUAUGGAUGCAAAAAGCAAGGAUAUGAUAAGCUGGUUCCCUAUCUAUUUCCCAUUGAAGAGUCCACUAUACGUUCCUGAGAACUCCGAUAUUGUUUUAACCAUGUUUAGACAGACAGAUGAUCGGAAAGUCUGGUAUGAAUGGUUUGUAGAGGUAUUUAUGCAUCAGAAUAGGAUAGGGCUGCGUGGAGGCAACCAAUCGAAACGAAUACGGGUAGGAAUGAGUGAAAUGCACUCUAGUAUCCAAGAGGGAUGUUUAAUGUAA
Microsporum canis CBS 113480 is the source of this 2373-nucleotide messenger RNA. RefSeq names its product arginine N-methyltransferase HSL7. Gene Ontology annotation, biological process: regulation of DNA-templated transcription; peptidyl-arginine N-methylation. The record is from RefSeq and is a predicted model, not a curated record. Lineage: Eukaryota; Fungi; Ascomycota; Eurotiomycetes; Onygenales; Arthrodermataceae. Gene Ontology annotation, cellular component: cytosol; nucleus. The coding region runs from base 1 to 2373 and encodes 790 amino acids. The transcript has 5 exons.